Polypterus senegalus (gray bichir) is the source of this 1689-nucleotide messenger RNA. It is a transcript of the gene ubxn11, whose product is annotated as UBX domain protein 11. NCBI's taxonomy places the organism in Eukaryota, Metazoa, Chordata, Cladistia, Polypteriformes, Polypteridae. The record is from RefSeq and is a predicted model, not a curated record. Gene Ontology annotation, molecular function: ubiquitin binding. The transcript has 15 exons. Gene Ontology annotation, biological process: proteasome-mediated ubiquitin-dependent protein catabolic process. Bases 110 to 1558 code for a protein of 482 amino acids.
AAUCAGAAAGGGUAUUUGGAGCAUGCAUCUCCCAUAGCAACCGAGUGUAUACAAACAAUUUGCUAGGCCAAAAAAUGUCAGAUGAACGGUGUAGUACCGAGAAUAGAAAAUGAGUUCUGCUUUAUCUUCCCUGGGAAAGAACAAGCGGGCUCCCCUGCCUGACCUUCCAGAUCACAGGAGGAGGCCUGUACCUUUCAAGCAGAAACUUUACACAGAUGAUGAAGCGAUUUUACUGAAUGACAUCCUAAAGUCACCAUUUGCUCCAGCUGCUGAUGGUACAUCCACCUCUAUUCCCAAAAAUGCCCUUCUGAAAAUUCCUAAUAAAGGCUCUGUGCCCACUGAUUUGGAACUAAUGUCUUCAAUGAUGCAAAAAUUGACCCAGUUGGAGCAGAAGGUUAUUUCCCAAGCAAAUGAACUCAAACAAAAGGAUAAAAAGAUCUCUGUCUUGGAAGAUAAAAUCAAGAUCCUGCAAAAAUCCAAAGAUGCAUGCAGCAAAGAAUCCAGUCAAAAUGAGGAACUUGAGAGAACCUGCCUUGAGCUCCAGAGUCAGGUCUGGGAAAUGGAGAGAUUUUUAAAUGACUAUGGCAUGAUUUGGGUUGGAGAUAAAAAUCAUCAAAGCACUGAAGACCAUAAAGAAAAUGUUAAGCCCCAGCAGGACAUACUUGGCAAACAAUAUUUGUGGCAACAAGACAACUCCCUGGUGAAGAAUUUUCAUAUGAACUAUGACCUUGUUAUGGAAAAUGUCAAAGACCUUAAUGUUCUUGCUGGAGAAGAAGAAGCUCAAAUUGAACACGUAACAGGAGGUGCCAGGCUAACCCGUCCCAAACCUAUACCCCUAACCCUCUAUAAAAAUGGGAUUCUCAUGUUCAAUGGGCCCUUCCGGUCAUAUGAAGAUUCAAGUACUCAGCAAUGUAUGCAAGACCUAAUGGAUGGCUAUUUUCCAUCUGAACUGCAAAGAAGAUUCCCUGAUGGGGUCCCCAUUAAGAUGAAUGAUCAACGGGAUGUGGAAUUCCAGCAGAACAAUCGCUGGAUUGAAUUUCCUGGUAUUGGACAUACUAUAGGCAACAAAACUGAUCCUGUGCUUAAAGAAAGUGCAAUUCCAGGACCUAAACUUUCAAUGGAACAGUUUUUAAAGAAGCUUCCAAAAACAGUUAUAAAAGAAGGAAAAGUAAUAGACAUCAGAGGAUCUGUUCAACAAAAUUUACAGGGUACAUCAAAGGAACAAAAGGAUAGCGUUAUCCUGAUUGAAACCCCGUGUCUCAUCUCUUUGAAAGAAAGGUUGGAAAUAGAUGAAAGUUCCAGAGUCCCCAGUGCCAAAGAUAUCUCAACACUACGGAUAAAAUCAGAAGAUGGAGAAAAAACGUUUAUCGUAAAGAUGUAUUUCUCUGAAACAAUUGGACAUCUCCGCACAUAUCUUAACCAGCACAGGGGGGAAGAAAGCUGUUAUGACAUCAUCAGCUCAUUUCCACAGAGAGUGUACAGCGACGGAUCAAAAACUUUACAGGAGAGUGGACUUGUCCCCAAUGCAUCUCUACUGCUAAGACCCACAAAGUGUUGAAGUAUUUUUUAACUUUUCAUCUUGGUUUCCUAUUGAUAUAAAACUAACCAAGUUCAUUCUGAAUUGCUCUCGUCCUUAUUUCCAACGGUGUCGUUUAAAUACCAAUAAAUGUUAAAAUUAAUAGAAAGAUA